This is a messenger RNA of Aspergillus alliaceus, 358 nucleotides long. RefSeq lists its product as uncharacterized. The transcript is spliced from 2 exons. The coding region runs from base 15 to 332 and encodes 105 amino acids. The record is from RefSeq and is a predicted model, not a curated record. NCBI's taxonomy places the organism in Eukaryota, Fungi, Ascomycota, Eurotiomycetes, Eurotiales, Aspergillaceae.
CAUCAAUAUCCAAUAUGCGGCCUUUCAUCGUGACCAGCAUUAUCGCCUCCCUCGCGGCCUUUACAAGUGCCACUUCUCUCGAGGAGCGUCAAAUCACCUCCGUCACUCUUUUCUUCUACACCACCGACGGUGGCAAGUUCCAGCAGACAUUUCCAACAGAUAUGUCGUCGCAUAAGAUUGAUAACCCGGCUACUGUUUCCCAUGUCUACAACCCCGGCGGUGCAUACUGUAGCGUUCAUGGAACCAAGGGCGAGACUUUAGCUGUGCCUAUUAAUGAUCAUAAGUUCAAGGAGCCGCAGCCAGUGGAUUCAGCAUUCUGUGCCCGUCUGUAAAAUUCUGCUGUCAGGAUGCGUUUCUG